UUAACCAUAAGGACGUUCAGAACCAAGUGGUCUCUCGUCUCGUGCAGACGUCUCUUCUCAUUGAAAACGAACGAACGCACAGUUUGAUACAAUUACGUUCGUUAGUCCUAUUAUAUUAUAUUCAUUAAAUUUUCAUACUGUUGAGGGGAAGAAAAAAAAUCGCACAAUAAGCGAAAGUGUUGAUAGUUCCUUCUCGUUUUAUCGAUAUAAAUUUUGAAAAAAAAAAAGAGGAGAAAAUAAAAACCGGUUGGUUUUUAGGAGCAGUGAAGGAAGACAGAGACAGAGCGUGCGCGGCGGCGUCGGAUUUACCUCAAAUUACAGUAGAAAGAAAGGGAGCGGUACAUAACUGUAUCAAAGAGAGAAAAGGGAUACGUAAAAUGGCGGAAGAGAAGACUGAAACUAGCCCAACAGUUGAGGGUGACAAAAAGCCUCAGGAGCCGACCACUCCCACUAAAAUUGAAGAGAAUGAAAAUACUAAGGACAAUAAGGAAGUUGAGGAGAAGAAGAUCGAGGAAAAUGAUGAGGAAAAGCCCAAGGAGAAUGGCGAGGAGAAACAAACUACUGAGACUAAGGACAUGCGUGCCAUCGUUCUCAACGGUUUUGGUGGACUCAAAACUGUCAAGGCCCUUAAGAAACCAGAGCCAAGCAUCGCCGAGGGUGAAGUACUCAUCAGAGUCAAAGCAUGUGGCUUGAACUUCCAAGAUGUGAUGACACGAAGGGGUGUUACCGACUCCACGCCGAAACCGCCGUUUAUCAUGGGUUCCGAGUGUGCCGGUGAUAUUGAGGCAGUCGGCGAAGGAGUCGAAAAUUUCCAAGUUGGUGAUCGUGUGGUGGCACUGCCAGAGCACAAAGCAUGGGCGGAACUUGCUGCAGUUCCAGCAACAUCAGUGUUCAAGAUUCCCGACAACAUGAGCUAUUUGGAUGCUGCAGCGAUUACGAUGAACUACACUGUCGCUCAUAUCCUCCUCUUUGAUGUUGCUUGUCUCACUCCAGGAAAGAGUCUGCUUGUUCACAGCGCUGGAGGUGGAGUUGGUCAAGCUGUCAUCCAACUAGCCAAGACUGUCAAAGAUGUGACGAUUUUCGGUGUCUGCGGAAAACUGAAGCAUGAAGAGCUCAGAGCCCAAAAUACCAUCGAUCAUCUUCUUGAACGUGGAACUGAUUAUUCCAGCGAAGUCAGAAAAAUUUCUCCUGAAGGUGUUGAUAUUGUAUUGGAUUGUCUGUACGGGGAGGAGUGCAACAAGGGCUAUUCUCUGCUGAAACCAAUGGGAAAAUACGUUUUAUACGGAUCAAGUAAUCUCGUGACUGGAGAAACAAAGAGUUUCUUCUCUGUUGCUAAAUCCUGGUGGCAAGUUGAUAAAGUCGCUCCGAUCAAGCUUUUUGAUGAAAAUAAGACAAUCUCAGGUUUCAAUCUUCGUCAUCUGAUGCAUCGUCAAGGAGGGCACGAUUUCGUGAAGAAGGCAAUUGAUCAAGUAUUCGCACUAUGGAAUACAGGGGCUGUUAAGCCUAAAAUUGAUUCUACGUGGGCCUUGGAGGAAGUUACUGAGGCGAUGCAAAGGAUGCACGAUCGAAAGAACAUCGGGAAAAUUGUGCUGGACCCAAGUCUCGAGCCAAAACCUAAGCCAGCUACACCAGCCAAAGGAAAAGGUAAAGAGAAGAAGAAUGCCAGUCAGGAAGAGAAGAAAACAUCGAGUGCCGAGUCUGAGGAGAACAAUGAAAAGAAGAAAGAGCCUGAACUGACUAAUGGAACAUCUGAGGACAAAUCAGAUUGUGAUUCUAAGGAAAAGGAGUCCAGUUGAAUUGACAAUUGAAUUCAAUAAAUUUAAUAUAAUAUACGGACCGAAAAUAGGAGAAAAAAAAGCAAAACACAAUCGCGAUGAAGUCUAGAUAUUAACAUCUUUACAAUUAGUGCAUACUCCUACAGUUCAUCAUUAUAUAAGAGCUAUGUGAAAAUGAGCCUCGGAAAAAAAUCGUCCAUUCAUAUUACGAAUAAAACUGGCCAUGAGUCGAUUUUUUAUGAACGAGGCUAUUAAUUCAUUCGAUUACAAUGGGUGCAAAGGAAGGAAGAAAAUUUUUUCGACUCUCUGACUUAUUUGGCGUAUAGGUAACUUGUGAAAAUGACGUAAUAACGAUGAAAAAUUUCUUCAAUCAAAAAUAAAGGAACAUGAAGUAAUGAGUGAAUGAAUGAAUGGAGUAAAAUCAUCCAAACUAUAUCAAUUUUAACGCGGUCCACAGUAGUUUGCAGUAAAUGGAAAAUGAAUAUUAAUUUUAUUUUUAAUACCUGAUCACCGAAUAUAUGAGUUAAUGUUGCAUAUGGAGACGAGUGAAACGAAUUAUCUAUUUACCACCUGAUGGCGAAAAGAAAAUGGGAUGAAUAAAGGGAUAACAGAAACAAGAAAAAAACAACUGCACAUCUAUUUCUAAUAAUACCGCUAACUGCUACAUAUAAAUUAACUAUAUCAAACAUCUACACACUACAAAGAAAAUUAUAAAUCCUUGCUAAUUGUUAUGUCUGCUCUGUGUAAUGAUUGCUAUCUGCUGCUACUGAAAUGCAAGGCCAUAAUUAGUUUUUACUUAUAAAAUAAACAUUUCUCAGAUGCAAAAAA
Molecule: messenger RNA, 2603 nt
Organism: Diachasmimorpha longicaudata
Lineage: Eukaryota; Metazoa; Arthropoda; Insecta; Hymenoptera; Braconidae
Product: synaptic vesicle membrane protein VAT-1 homolog-like
Exons: 6
Coding region: 378-1796 (472 amino acids)
Molecular function (GO): oxidoreductase activity; zinc ion binding
Source: RefSeq, a predicted model, not a curated record